AUGCCUGUUGAAAUAACCCGCAUGGUCGAGAGCGACAUAGAUGGCGCUGUCGACUGUAUCCAAAAAGCCUUCGCGGAAGAUCCCUACUUCGCUUGGGUAUUCCCUGAAAAUUUCUCGCCGACACGAAACCGCGUCUCGCUUAGUAUUCGCUGUAGAUGGGGUCUUGAACACGCUCUGUUCUACGUAGCCAAAGACCCUUCAUCUUCUACCCCUUCGCGUAUCCUCGGUGUUGCCUGUUGGCUACCUCCUACCAAUUCUGCCGCGCCGCAAUCUUGGAAGAGCUGGUUAGGAGAUUGGUCGCUGUGGUUGAACCAAGUCUGGAUGAAUGCUGUGUAUGGUCGAGGCGGCCUGAAUGUGCGCCGCUACUACAUCUGGAAAGCUGCUCAAAGCGACGCGCAGCGUCAGCUCUGGACGGAUGACCAAGGGUACUACUUCUGUAAUAUUGUAACUGUGCUGCCAGAGUGCCAAGGAUUGGGUAUAGGAAAAGGACUUUUCGAAGUCGUGAUGCGUCAAGCAGAUGCCGAGGGCCGGAAGUGUUAUCUCGAGAGUUCGAGAGCGGUGCCAAAUAUGGCUAUAUACCAAAAGAUGGGCUUCGAAUUGGCAAAAGAAAUGGUGUGUGAUGAUCAGGGGACUGCCAUUACGCUGUACUGUAUGAUGAGGGAUCCGAAGCCGAUAUAG
Messenger RNA from Aureobasidium melanogenum CBS 110374, 678 nucleotides. RefSeq names its product acyl-CoA N-acyltransferase. The transcript has 3 exons. Bases 1 to 678 code for a protein of 225 amino acids. Lineage: Eukaryota; Fungi; Ascomycota; Dothideomycetes; Dothideales; Saccotheciaceae. The record is from RefSeq and is a predicted model, not a curated record. Gene Ontology annotation, molecular function: acyltransferase activity, transferring groups other than amino-acyl groups.